Molecule: messenger RNA, 1382 nt
Organism: Raphanus sativus (radish)
Lineage: Eukaryota; Viridiplantae; Streptophyta; Magnoliopsida; Brassicales; Brassicaceae
Exons: 9
Biological process (GO): positive regulation of ubiquitin-protein transferase activity; protein neddylation
Cellular component (GO): ubiquitin ligase complex
Molecular function (GO): cullin family protein binding; ubiquitin conjugating enzyme binding; ubiquitin-like protein binding
Source: RefSeq, a predicted model, not a curated record
CGUUGACCAAGAGUAGAAACAAAAGUCUAUCUACAGACACAACAACAAGCAUUACAUGCUCACAAACCAAGAGCACCUAGAGGCGUUUUACCCUGCCCGGCCUCGAAGUAAAAGAUCAACACAGCAAGCAUCGCCAACCUAGAGUGAUUAAUCUCCGCCACUUUCAACCUCUCCAGCUUCUCGAAAUCUCAGAUCUCUGACCAAUUAGAAGUCAGAAGCAACUUCACCAUAAUCCACAUCACUCGCACUUGUUGUCUUCUACUUGCCAACUCAAUAUUUUCAUUUUUUUCUUAAUUAUCUAGUCUAAUUUAUGGAGGAAAAAAAUGGAAAUAAUGCUUGGAGACUUUCUUUUAGAGGCAAGUGCAACUAGUAACCUUAUCCUGAUUAUAUAAACUUAUUGAAAUAGCAAAAUCACAGCCAGAGAUUUUGUAGUACUGUUGAAGCAGGAGAACAUCUUCCAACACGGAUCAUGGAACCAAAUCUGUCUAGGGCUUUUAUGGUUUCGAGUAGGACUACGGCCGAACUUGAACUUGAACAUGAACUUGAAGGAAUAGUUGAUGUGUUUCAUCGGUAUUCCAUUACAGCUUCUAAUCUCAUCGGCCCGGAAGGAAAAGAGGAACUUUGCUCCGAUUUGGAUGUCUCUCAUAUCGAUAUCAGAAUCUUGAUGCUUGCUUGGAAAAUGAAAGCUGAGAAACAAGGUUACUUCACACAGGAGGAGUGGACAAGAGGCCUUGUGGCUUUAAGAGCUGAUACACUCGAUAACCUGAAGAAAGCCCUUCCCGAGCUCGAGAAAGAGGUCAGGAGUCCAUCAAAUUUUGCAGAUUUCUAUGCUUACGCCUUUACCUAUUCUUUAACAGAGGAAAAACAGGGAAGCAUUGACAUAGAGACUAUAUGUCAACUCCUAGAUAUGGUCAUGUGAUCUACAUUCCGACCCCAAGUUGAUUAAUUUGUCGAGUUUUUAAAGAUCCAAAACGAGUACAAAGUCAUAAACAUGGAUCAAUGGAUGGGCUUUUACAGGUUCUGCAAUGAGUUAAGUUUCCCGGAGAUGACGGAAUACAAUCCAGAGCUUGCAUGGCCAUUGCUUCUCAACAAUUUUGUUGAGUGGGUUCGCAAAAAACAAGCCUGAAAGGAGCUUAUCAUCUUUACGAGUACUUGAGAUCAUUGGGCUCAAACAAACAGAUUCAGCAAAAAAAUUAUUCCAGUUCUCAUCCUUCAAAACCUUUUAUCAGUAAAAACACAAUAUAUGAUUGUUGUUUGAAAUAUUAUAUCCAGUUGUAUUAUUAUCCAGUGUUGAGAAUUGGCUUAAUGUGACAGGGAGAGAGUUUGCUUGCUGUACACAAAAUACUAUAUUUUUCAUCUUUAGAUUCUUUUUUCUUGUAACA